Molecule: messenger RNA, 423 nt
Organism: Glycine soja
Lineage: Eukaryota; Viridiplantae; Streptophyta; Magnoliopsida; Fabales; Fabaceae
Exons: 2
Coding region: 8-391 (127 amino acids)
Source: RefSeq, a predicted model, not a curated record
CAAAUCCAUGUUUGAUCUUUAUUUCGUUCCCUCACUGGAAUGCCAGACUUGCGGAAGGCCAGAAGUUAUGUCAAGACAACAUAUUUGGACACUUGAAAUCACACAAUCAAUUCUUGGUGCACCAGGACCACUGAGACUCCCCAAUUGUGCCAUGACACAUGUAAAUGUCUGCGGUCAACACAUGACCAUUCUCAGGAGAUUUGGACCUCCAUUACAGUGGAAUGUUGUGGUGGUUGAUGGUGGAGUUAGGCGCAGAUAUGUUGUCCAACCAUGGUAUCAAUUCCUUGCAGAUAAUGAUUUCUCCCACGGUGAUGAAGUCUCCUUCUAUUACAGGACCAUUGAUAAAAUAUGGGAAAUUGUCAUCCGCCGGAGAAAGAAUUGGGAGUAUUAGAGUUAACUUAUGUACUUUGAUUUUUCUAUCUU